This is a messenger RNA of Clonostachys byssicola, 498 nucleotides long. The record is from the annotation of a GenBank genome assembly. Lineage: Eukaryota; Fungi; Ascomycota; Sordariomycetes; Hypocreales; Bionectriaceae.
AUGGGAAGUUCCUCCUCCGAGGGAAGCUCCUCCUCCGAGGGAAGCUCCUCCUCCGAUGGGAAGAUCCUCCUCCGAUGGGAAGAUCCUCCUCCGAUGGGAAGAUCCUCCUCCGAUGCCACACCAACACGCUUGUCAGCUGCGUUCUUAUCUCAACGGAACCCUACUUGCUCUGAGCACGAUGAAGAGGAGCUUGACAUCUUCGAUGACUACUUUAAAGAUCCAAUCCCGCAAGACAAUGGCAUGGAUGGAUACGCGUUCCUCUCGUAUCCCAAGUGGCACUGGCAGUCCACCCGCGAAGCCUAUGCCGUCCGGAAGCCCACAGCUGCGUCACCGCGGGCUCUUAUGAUCAAAGAAGAUCGAAAGGAAGCCAAAAAGAAAGACGAUGAUUUGCUUGAGAUGGGAGUCAUCGUGGUGAAGAGUCCUGAAACCCAGGCUAAUGGACCGAGGUUCUCGAAUCCUGCAGUAGCUCAGGCACCAUAUUGGUUGGCUUGGCGCUGA